This is a messenger RNA of Phanerochaete carnosa HHB-10118-sp, 1220 nucleotides long. RefSeq lists its product as uncharacterized. The record is from RefSeq and is a predicted model, not a curated record. The transcript has a single exon. Lineage: Eukaryota; Fungi; Basidiomycota; Agaricomycetes; Polyporales; Phanerochaetaceae. The coding region runs from base 5 to 634 and encodes 209 amino acids.
UAUCAUGUGUGUUUCCUCAGUACUUGAGCAAGGGCGCACCACACCCGCCGACUGCGAACUGCUCCUGGCGAACUAUAUCCCAUCCGAGUUCACUCAUGCUGACCAGGAACCCGUCGAGAUGUUUAUUGCCACAGCAACGGUGUGGCUCUAUCGCUGUGACAUGCGAGCUGCGUCUCGAGAGAUUUUGGUCGACGUACUGGAGAGGAUGGUCAGGGCGGCGGACAUCUUGUCUGUCGAAUCUGCCGCACCGGCUGAUACCGCGGCAGGCAUCUCGCAGGGCGGCAACCGCGUUGAGGUCCGAGCUGGCCAUGAGCAGUGGAUCCAGCAACUGUAUUUCAAGGAUGCGACGCUGAUGGAGCAGUAUGGCGCACUCUUCAGGCGACUCCUGCAUGCGCUUGAGAAGGCAUACAAGCUGGACAAGCUCCGCGGCUACCAGGAUGGGAUCCGGUAUCAUCUGCACCACGCACUCGAGACAUCACACAACGAGUACGGGUCCACGUGCGAGGUUGACGGCUGCCCCUGGAUCGGGCAUGUCAAGAGCUCGGAUGACGAAGGCUACUGGUAUGACAAGUGCGACCUGCUCUCGAAAAGUAUCAGGCCUGCCUCCGCCGCGGACGCGCACACCGAGGAAUAGCUGGCCGAACUGCAGCCGUCAUCAUCGUCCGGACCGCAGCCAUUACCGUCGUCCGAAUCAGCCAUUUCAUCCGACCCGCCCAAAGGGCCCGCCCACGCCGAACCACAUUGCACGACGUCACACGACGCGCCUCCAGCGUCAGCAAUCCGAAGCGCGCCCGAUCGUCUGAGCUCGCGGUCUUCGUCGUCGGCCACUGAACGCCAGCCGCGACGUCAUGCGAUGGGAAGGGUAAGAGUAGCAAUGCCGAUGGAUGAGCUAGUGAGACCAAAGGCAGCGCGGGUAGAACAGGGACGACAGAGGUCCUGCGAGGCUGCAGAACGUCACGUUCUGAGCUCACGUUCGCUUAUGUUUAGGGCUCGGCAAAUACCAGUAUUACCUGAGAAGCUAGUAAUUACUGAUUAAUAAUCAUUACCACUAGUUCAGAUGCUGUAUUGCAAUAUACUCGCACUGUACUGUAUUGUACUUCGUAUUUACUGGUAUUUACUGGCAAUUAUUGCAUGUACCACCGGGGUUACUGCCAUACAAGAAGUGUACAUCAUUUCCGGGCCCCCGCUGCAAUUGCACUUGCCUGAGAAUAGUCCACGAG